Molecule: messenger RNA, 2649 nt
Organism: Thamnophis sirtalis
Lineage: Eukaryota; Metazoa; Chordata; Lepidosauria; Squamata; Natricidae
Source: RefSeq, a predicted model, not a curated record
GGGGCUGCAAGGAAGCAGAUCCCUGGGCAGAGAGCGACUCCUCCGGGCUUCCCUGCCACGUCUGCCAAGCCUGGACGGCGGCUGCGGCAGAUCCCAAGAGCCUCCUAUCCGGAACCGGCUUCCUUUCGGCUCCCCGUCCUUCCAAGGGCCCCUCGCGGGGUAGCAGCCGGUGCUCCGAGGCAGAGGGGCCCCCAGCCUUUGCAGACCGGCCAUGGGGGCGGAAGGGGCAGAGGGGGUGGCUUGAUGCCGAAACUGGUCUUGGGGGGACGUGUGCGCGUGCCCGCCGCGAAUGGACCUGCGCAUGCGCACGACGUGACGUGUCGAGCCGCGGCAUGGGACUCACACUUUGUAAGGCAGGCGCGGGUCCGAAGUCAGCGUGAUCUUGAAGAAUUGGCCAACUAUGAAAAGAAUGUGAACAGAGCUAUUCAUAAAUAUAAUGCUUACAGGAAAGCAGCAUCUGUAAUAUCCAAGUACCCUAGCAAGAUUAAAAGUGGAUCUGAAGCAAAGAAAUUGGAUGGCGUAGGAACUAAAAUUGCUGAAAAGAUCGAUGAAUUUUUAUCUACUGGAAAAUUACGUAAGAUAGAAAAGAUUCGACAAGAUGACACAAGCUCUUCUAUCAAUUUACUGACCAGAGUUAGUGGCAUUGGUCCUGCUGCCGCCAGGAAACUAGUAGACGAAGGUAUUAAAACAUUGGAAGACUUAAAGAAAAAUGAAAAUAAAUUGAAUCAUCAUCAACGCAUUGGACUAAAAUACUUCAAAGACUUUGAAAAAAGGAUUCCUAGGAAGGAGAUGCUUGAAAUGCAGGACAUUGUACUGAAUGAAGUGAAGAAAGUGGACCCUGCCUACAUUGCUUCGGUUUGUGGCAGUUUUCGCCGAGGUGCAGAAUCCAGUGGAGAUAUGGAUAUCCUGCUGACCCACCCAGACUUCACUUCAGAAUCUGCCAAAAAGCCAAAGCUUUUGCAUCAAGUUGUGGAGCAGCUGGAAAGCAUUCGCUUUGUUACGGACACACUCUCAAAGGGAGAAACAAAAUUCAUGGGUGUAUGUCAGCUUCCAGGUAAAGAUGAUGACACCGUCUAUCCUUACAGGAGAAUCGAUAUCCGGUUGAUUCCCAAGGAUCAGUAUUACUGUGGAGUCCUCUACUUCACUGGAAGUGAUAUCUUCAAUAAGAACAUGCGGACUCACGCCUUGGAGAUGGGCUUCACCCUGAAUGAGUACACCAUCCGGCCUCUCGGCAUCACUGGAGUUGCGGGGGAGCCACUGCCUGUGGACAGCGAGAAGGACAUCUUUGACUACAUCCAAUGGCCGUAUCGGGAGCCCAAAGAGCGGAGUGAAUAGCUGGGCCCCCACCAGGCCCUGGAAGGAACUUUCCCACGUAGAACUGGAAGUUGCCCUGGGAUUAGACUUGACUGCUCUGUCCUGUUCUGGAAAGUUUGGGUGGGUGGGGGGAAGCACGGCAACGUAGGUUUUUUAAAAAAACCUGUUUCAAAUGUGCAAGUCAAACAUUCACUGUAGCCAAUAAACAGGAAAUACGACUUUGGCUUGAUUUUAAAAAAGUUCAAGCUUCUUAUUUUCCAUUUAAGUUAUGAAUCUUCUAAUUUCCUGAAAUAAUUAGUAGCCAGUAAGGAUGUAAAACCCUGUGGUGAGAGUUUGAGCUUGGCUGCUUCCUUAAAAGCUCUCCUCGUAUCAGGGAGUUGGGGGCGAUUCAAGAAAGGGAUUCCGGUUCCAACCCUUCCCUUCACCAAGGAGAGCAAGUGGGUCGAGACGUUGCAACCCCUUUUUGGUUUUAUUUUAAGCAGGUAUUUCUUGUGCUUAUUCCUGUGUUCCAAUUGCAGAAGAUCAAAAAUGAUUUAAGCCAAGGAAUAAUCAUUUAAAAAACCCCACGGAUUUAAUGUGUUUGCUUUCUCCUCUCGAAAGAGCGGUUGUUUCAAGAAAAUAGUGCUUUCAACAUUUUGCAGAAGACUUUGCUAGAAAGCAUCAGAAACCUUAUCAGAGCUUCCAGGUUUCCACUUCAGUUGAAAGGUACCAGGCCAGUUGCAUGCAGGGUCUCCGAGCCAAGCAUUCUCGCCUCAGACAUGUGCGCUUCCUGAUGCUCUGAGGCGACAAGAGAAUGCUGAGCUCAGGAGAUCUUUGAAGUUCCAUUUGGGAAGCGUCUGGACCCAAGCGAAAGGUCUCACGUUACGCAUGGCCGCUGCAACAUUCAGCCGUAGAACUGAAUCAGGUGAGGGGCUUAGUCCAGUCAAGUUGUGCGGGAACAGGUGGCAGUUCAAAGAACUGAGAAGCAGAUUCUCUUAGAAGCCCAUGUGUUAAAAAUGCUCCAGUGCUAUUUUGGAGGUUUGUUUAGGCACAUGCAGCAGAUAUUUCAACUGGACUCUUUCACCAGUACCCCAGCAUUCACUGUUCUGCUUUCUGAAUGCCUACAGACUGCAGUGUUCAGUACCCCUCUGUGUCAGCAGCAGAACACAGCCCCUCCCCCCUCCCCUUCAUUCCCAUUUCUGCCUUAGCAGCUAGGGAGUCUCAGGAAUCUGUCCCCAAAAGAAGUAGGCGUCUGGAAGCUUUCAGAUUCGUGUUAAUGUCAGGGUUCCAAAUAGCAUCCAAAAUUGAAUCAGAGUCCGAGGCAAAGCAUUCCUCAAAGUUCCAAUUCAUUAAGAG